UAACCCACCCAAAAAAAAGAAAAGCAAAAAAUCGCGUCCUACGCGAUAUCCAAUUGGACGCGAAGCGGGGGAUGAACGAUGUAGUAGCUCGUAGUCAUUUUUAAGAUUUAGACCCUUAUUCUCUUUUGCCGAUCCAUUAAAAUGUCUGACCAAUGUGCUAAUCCGCAAUACAGAGACUGGGUAAAAGAAUGGAUGGAACAAGCUCAAACUCUGGGAAGCAAGGCCUACUACACAUAUAAAAAAGCUUAUGAAUCAUUAGACAAAUGUACCGACGUUUUUAACCACCCUUCUGAAACUGUAAAAUUAGCAGGCAUUGGCCCUGGCUUGGCCCUUAAAUUAGAAAACGCUUUAAAAAAAUACUGCAAGGACAAUGGUCUUCCCAUGCCUGAAUCUUCCAGCAAAGGUAAACGAAAAAAACCUACUACGCAAAGUGGUGAUGCUUUAGAGGACACGACCACACCUGUCCGACCGAGACCAUCCAAACCUUAUGUGCCCAAAUACAGAACAGGAGGGUACGGCAUCUUACUUUGUUUAUUCGAAAUCUAUCAAGGAGGAAGAGAAAACCUGACAAAGGAUCAGAUCUGUCGAGCGGCUCAGGAACAUUGUGACGCUUCUUACACAAUGAAGGAUCCAGGAUCAUCAUACACAGCUUGGAACAGCAUGAAAACUUUAUUGGAAAAAGGAUACAUCUACAAAUCUGGAAGUCCAGCAAAAUUUAGAUUGACAGAAACCGGCAUCAGCUUAUCUGAAAGACUAAAAGUUGCACAAUCAGCCAGAGCAAGCCAAGGGAAUGGAGAGGGAUCAUCUACACAAAGAAUUACCAACGGAGAAAGUUCAGAACCGCUUAGAAAUCCUUCAACAGCGAGAUCACGAAAAAAGGCCACAGGUUCAAGCACAAUCACCUCUUCACAACAGCCUUCACAAAGGUUAACGCAAACGCAAACACAACAAAAUGAAGUGGAUUACAAUGAGCUGAUAGACAAUCAAGUAAUGGAAUCCCUUUUACCCCAUGAAUACGAGAUUGUCCUGGUUUUGGAUAGCCGUGAAAUUCAAAUGAAAAACGACCGUGAUUAUUUUCAAAGAAAAUUAGCAGAAAAUGGUGUCAAGUUUAUCACCCGAUCCAUGGACCUUGGUGAUGUGAUCUGGAUAGCAAGGAAAAUCGGCAACACUAAUCAGAACGAAGAGCUGUUUCUUGAUUAUGUGGUUGAGAGAAAAAGACUGGACGAUCUUGUUAGCAGUAUCAAAGACGGUCGAUAUACUGAGCAAAAAACGCGACUCAAACGAUCCGGUGCGGAAAAAGUCAUGUAUGUUGUGGAGGAAUACAAUCGUGCUGAUGCUGUCAAUUUUGGUGUACAGGCUGUUCAAACCGCCAUGUCUUCUCUUCAGAUCAUUGAUGGCUUUUUCUUAAAGACAACGGAAGGCGUAGAUGAGACCAUCGCGUUCUUUGUCUCGGUUACCAAAUUGAUUCACCAGAUCUACAAGAAUACAGUACUUUACACUAUCCCAGGUCACAUCAUUACACGUCAAAAUUACCUAAGCUUAAAGAAGGCCUGUAAAGAUAAAUCGAACCGCCAUGUCACCGAAAAAUCUGCUUAUUUAAUUACAUACCCCAUGUUCAGUCAACUCAAUACGAAGAACGGUGGUACCACUGUUCAUGAGAUUUUUAUACGCAUGUUAUCAACGAUUCAGGGAGUGAAUGCUGAACGUGCACUAUCACUGAUUAAGAUAUACCCUACCCCGAACGCUUUGUUGAAGGCAUACAAUGGUAAAACCCCACAACAAGGUAAAAUUCUGGCAAAGGAAGCAACGCAACAUGAGAUUGGUAGACGUCGAUGGGCCCUUAAAAUUAGUGAACGUCUAUACAAUCUCUUUGGUGCCAUAAGUUAUCCUGAUCCAACGGGAGAAAGCGAUGACGACUAA
Mucor mucedo is the source of this 1920-nucleotide messenger RNA. RefSeq lists its product as uncharacterized. Gene Ontology annotation, molecular function: DNA binding; crossover junction DNA endonuclease activity; 3'-flap endonuclease activity. The transcript is spliced from 4 exons. Gene Ontology annotation, biological process: resolution of meiotic recombination intermediates; mitotic intra-S DNA damage checkpoint signaling; DNA catabolic process. Bases 142 to 1920 code for a protein of 592 amino acids. Gene Ontology annotation, cellular component: Holliday junction resolvase complex; nucleus. The record is from RefSeq and is a predicted model, not a curated record. NCBI's taxonomy places the organism in Eukaryota, Fungi, Mucoromycota, Mucoromycetes, Mucorales, Mucoraceae.